AUGUCUAGACCGAACGCCGCGUCUAAAAAGUUCUUAGUGAACCAAGCCUUGAAAGCCGAACGAGAUGCAUCUAGUGCUCUUACUCAAGGCCAGGCCCUUGAGUCUGCCAUUGACGCCGCUGAAAACUACAUGAAGGCGCUGAGUCUGACUACCGAGUCAAAGGAUAGACAGGCUCUCGAUGCUAAAUGUAAAGAAUGGCUCACUCGAGCAGAAAGGAUCAAACAGGACAAGGACUGGCAGGCGGUUCUCCAAAUUCAUGAGAAAAGCGGUCUCACGGCGCGUUUCCCCAAAUCCACACGUAAACUUACCACCCGAGAAGAGAUCAUUCUGCUCGAGAGCGCAAAGCUGAACGGCUUUAUCUUUCCUCCAUGGGAAAAUGCGCCGGGCCCCGAGGACUUUGAGAAGGGCGAUGAAGGCCUUUUCACUGACAAGCCAGACCUUCAUCUGUCUAAACUGCAAAGGCGCAUUCUGGCAGGCUGGGAGCGUCCCUUUGAUUUGUUGUCCAAACAUGCAAAUGGUAUCGAUGGCCUGAAGUCAAAAAUGCCUGUAAUGUCGGUCUCGGGCCCCACAGAUCUCGUACAAGAUAUGUUGACCGACUGCUCCGUCGUUGCCAGUCUUUGUGCUGCUACAUCAAGGUCCGAGCGUGGUCUAGAUAAGCACCAUCUUCCCAUAGUCUUCCCCUGUGAAUACGGGCAGGUAAAUCCAAGAAUUUCUCCUUCUGGGAAAUACAUUUUUCGCUUUUAUUUCAAUGGAUGUUUCAGGAAAGUUGUCAUUGAUGAUCGCUUGCCUGCGUCCAAAACAUCAAGAUCACUUCAUGUUGUCGAUCGGAACCAUCCUAACUUCCUAUGGCCGGCCUUUGUAGAAAAGGCAUAUCUGAAACUUCGCGGGGGUUAUGAUUUUCCUGGGAGCAAUUCUGGUACAGAUCUGUGGGUCUUGACAGGUUGGAUUCCCGAGCAGGUUUUCCUUCAUCAAGAUGAUGUGACUGCAGAGCAACUCUGGAGACGGCUAUUCAAACGCUUCCGUAAUGGCGAUGUCCUACUGACGAUAGGUACGGGCAAAUUAACCGAGAGGGAGCAAAAAGAACUAGGCUUUGCGAGCGAACACGACUACGCUAUUUUGGAUAUGAGAGAACAGAGAGACCGUCGCCAAAUGCUUGUAAAGAACCCAUGGGCAGGUGAUGAUGCGAUCACCGGAGAUAUUGCAGACAGUUUCGCACUUGGACACACAUCUCACACCCCUGCGUCCUCUUUACCUAGAACAUAUUGGAUGGAUUGCGAGAGUGUCCUUCAGAAUUUCGAGAAUCUGUAUCUGAACUGGAACCCGGGAAUCUUUCGCUAUCGGGAAGAUAUCCACUUCGCAUGGGACCUUUCGACUGCCAGAGGGGUGGCUGGCUGUUUCGCGAAAAAUCCUCAGUUUGCUGUCACCUCUGAGGUUGGCGGCAAAGUUUGGCUACUACUUGGGAAGCACUUCAGGUCGAUUCAUCAUGACGAACAAACUCAGGUGCCCCAAGACGAUCUGGAACCAGGAUUUAUUAGUAUCUACGUAUUCAACGCAAACGGGAAACGAGUGGCAUUGAGUGAAGGCGCUCUUCAUCGUGGACCAUACGUUGACUCGCCAAAUACUCUCAUGAGACUUGAAAUGCCCCCAGGCACGACCUACACUGUCGUUGUGUCCGAGCAGUCAUUGCCCGCUGUCAGCCAGAACUUCACAUUGUCAGCUCUUUCCGACAACCCUUUACUCUUGGCGCCUGCUCAGAACCGAUACGCUUGCCUGACAAAAACUCAGGGAUUGUGGAUGCCCUCCACGGCAGGAGGAAACGCCGAAUCUGCCCGUUACCCUUUCAAUCCCCAGUUCCGACUAGAGGUUCAUGACGAUACAGAUAUCUCCAUCCUGCUGGAACCAUCGGAGCCGGAGCUCGCUACGCAUGUCAAGUUAUUCUGGUCCAAUGGAGAGCGUGUGACUAGGGUUCGGAAUCGCGAUAUAAUCACCGAUAGCGGUGACUACCGGCGUGGCGGGUCUCUUGCGGAAAAAAAGAGACUUGGCGAAGGAGUGUACACUCUCGUCUGUUCAACUUUCGCCCCGGACCAGCUUGGACGAUUCACACUCUGGAUUUCGUCAGCACUACCGUGCGUCGUUAAGCCGCUUGCGCCGGAGGCAGCUGGGCGACGGGCGGUCAUAUCAGAUAUUGGAAUCCUGACUCCUGGAAAAGAUCGGAUGCUGGCUUCCUUGGAGACCAAGCGCUUGACCCGCAUUAAACUGAUAGGACGGAGCAGACUGUCUACGAUCGGGAAUCGCGCCGUUGGCCCGUCCCCGAUGUUGAUGACAGUAGAGCUGGGUCAAGGGCCGUACAAAGAAAUACUGGCUACCUCUGAAGAUGGAAACCACAGUGAUGCGAUAUCUGGAGUACGAAUUGAGGAUUUCGAUCUGCAUCCGGGUCUCGCAGAUCAGGGUGGGGCCUGGAUAGUCAUUGAGAGAAUCGGGGGACCUGGGGGACAAGUUGAGGACCACUUUGAAGUUGAAGCUUUGGCCGAGGAGCGGGUGGAUAUCGGCGAAUGGAUCGUCGAGGAUGCAUGA
Messenger RNA from Aspergillus niger, 2574 nucleotides. RefSeq lists its product as uncharacterized. Lineage: Eukaryota; Fungi; Ascomycota; Eurotiomycetes; Eurotiales; Aspergillaceae. Gene Ontology annotation, molecular function: calcium-dependent cysteine-type endopeptidase activity. Gene Ontology annotation, biological process: proteolysis. The transcript is spliced from 4 exons. Bases 1 to 2574 code for a protein of 857 amino acids. The record is from RefSeq and is a predicted model, not a curated record.